Messenger RNA from Chiroxiphia lanceolata (lance-tailed manakin), 934 nucleotides. RefSeq lists its product as uncharacterized. The transcript has 6 exons. Bases 184 to 864 code for a protein of 226 amino acids. NCBI's taxonomy places the organism in Eukaryota, Metazoa, Chordata, Aves, Passeriformes, Pipridae. The record is from RefSeq and is a predicted model, not a curated record.
CGGUCCUUCACCACAACUAUUGUGACAGUGGCAGCAGAGUCGGUGACAUUUGGACAGUGAUUACGGACAGUGAUUACCAGACAGAGAUUGUACAGCAGCGGUGUCAGGACAGCGGUGUCAGGACAGCGGUGUCAGGACAGCGGCGGCAGCAGUAGCUGCCGGACGGUGUGAGGGCGAGGGGCCAUGGCCCUUGCCCUCCGCCUCUUCCUCCUCCUCCUCCUGGCAGUGGCCCUGCACGCCAGGGCUGCCCAGGCUGCUCCGGUGCCAGCGCGGGGAGCAGAUGAGGACACUGGGAAUGUUUCUCCUUUACAUUGGCUGCGUGAAGUUUUGAAGCCAUUUAGGCCUCCUGCAGGGGUGUCCACAGGGAAGACUUUUCCAGGUCCUGUGCUGGUUCCUCCACACGAGCCCAACUCACAUGGCAGGGGCAAGAACCAACCUACAGGAGAGAAAAAGUCCUUUGAUUCAAAUGAAGUUCUGAAAGAAAUCAUGAAGGAACUGCAGAGAGGGCACAAUGCAGCCGGUGCCACAACACGUGCUCCAAAGAUCCAGGAGAGCACUGGAAGAGAUUUCUGUCAGGGAACACACUGUUUGAUUGUGAUAAUGGCAAGCAUGUUUGGUGGGCAGCUUGCCAUCAUGUUGAGCUGUGCUGGAAUCUGGUACUGGAGGGUGAGAAAACGGCUCCUCUCUGCUCCUGCUCCAGCCCAGCCCAACACCUCGGUUAGGAAGAAGCAGAUCUCUCAUCUCAGCUCUCACACCCUAUACCCAGCUAUGCUGCCACAGCUUCAGAACCUCCAGGUCCAGGAGCCACCCAAACGAGCCCCUCUGCCCCUGAGCCCCCUGGCCCUGCACUCCAACCAGGUCUGAAGUUGGGCCCCCCACCAGGGUAGGGGUUGGCCCACCUCUUAUGUACAAAUAAAGAGAGUUUGAGCCCUCA